AUGCACACCGUUGAAGAACUUCCAGGCGGAAAGAAGGGAAGCAGGAAUACGGAUUAUUACUAUUCCUCACUCUAUGCUCCGGGACCCCUUUCCUCACAUAUGGUAGCACCAAGAACUGCACAGGGUCUUUCUGGGUCAACAUAUUCGGCACGCAAAAUGAACAAAAGACAGAGGGUGAAUUACAACGUGAAAGAAAUGCAGCAGGCGCAGUUCAUGAGGGCAAAAAUAGAUGGUGGCAACGGGAAUUCCACAAAAAAUGAUUCACGUAAUGCAGAAGAGGAGAGAAUAAGCGAGGAAGAAAGACUGAUGAGUGCGUUAGAGUUGAAAAAGGCAAACAAACGGUUUGAGGAGCUCAGCCGAGAGAACUACAAUGAUAAUAUAAAGAUCGAAGUACCGAAAAACAUCACGCAUAUGCGAAGUUUGAGGAACAGAAAGCCAUCUAUUACCGUUCGUAGAAUCCUCAACUCCAAAAAGACGUGGACCAAUUACCUUGAUGAGAUUGACAAGCAAGAGCUACGCAAGCUUCGGGCACUUGAGGCCAGGCCUACAGUUGAGCGCACAAAAAAUCUCUGUACUAUAUGUGGAAAUAUCAGCUCGUCAAGAUGUAUUAAAUGUGGUGCGAGGGUGUGCUGUUUAAAGUGCAUGCAAGUCCACCAAGAUACGCGUUGCACGAGCUUUUAA
Molecule: messenger RNA, 681 nt
Organism: Brettanomyces bruxellensis
Lineage: Eukaryota; Fungi; Ascomycota; Pichiomycetes; Pichiales; Pichiaceae
Exons: 1
Coding region: 1-681 (226 amino acids)
Biological process (GO): chromatin remodeling
Cellular component (GO): Swr1 complex
Molecular function (GO): nucleosome binding
Source: RefSeq, a predicted model, not a curated record